AUGUUGCGGAUACGUUACCCAUUUGCUGGCGCAUUUGCUCUCCUCUGUCUCGUCGGCGCCUACAUCGGUCUUCUCCCACACAACAAUGGCCCCUCACAAGCUGGCAACAGCAAAAGCCCCAAAAAGUCCCACUCACACACUGUCCCUUCCCUCAGCCCCAACGAUAAACUUUUACACCUGGUCACCUUCUUUCUCCUCUCCGUCACCUUUUACUGGGUCCUAGAUACUACCCGUCGACGCACCGUCCACCUAACCAUCAUAGUAUGCACCAUGGCCCUCGGAAUAGGCUCAGAGAUCCUCCAAGCACUGCUCCCCAACGACCGCUCCUUCGACCCCGUCGAUGUGCUUUCAAACAUCGCCGGCAGCCUAACUGCCGUCGGUCUAUGUAACUGGUACCAUAAGCGGAUGCUCGAGCGCCGGCGCAAGGCCCGCUUUGGGGCAGUGGUGGAGGGGGUAGGGGAUGACGUUGAACUGGGAGGUAUCCGUUCAUCGUCAACGAGCGGGAAUCAUGGAGGGCUAGGCUCGCAGGAAACGGGGGUCACUCCGGUGCGGGCAUUAGAGCAGGAAGUGGACAAUUGGGAUGAAAAUGCAGUGGAUAAUUGGGAGGAGGGCGAUGAUGAUAUACAGACGGUCACCGCUUGUGGGGAUGGCGAUGUUGAAGAGGUUCGGAAGAUACAGCCUGAUUGA
Messenger RNA from Paracoccidioides lutzii Pb01, 687 nucleotides. RefSeq lists its product as hypothetical. Bases 1 to 687 code for a protein of 228 amino acids. The transcript is spliced from 2 exons. The record is from RefSeq and is a predicted model, not a curated record.